AUGAACCAAAUACCCAACAACUUGAGGCUGAGUCCCGAGCAGGUGCAUGACCGGCUUCUGGGAAGCCCUCUUCCGAUAUUUGGGACCGAGCUCGCGAGUUUAAUCAAGCGAAACUCAAGGUUUUCAGAAUUACGCGCCAAGCUUUGGCUUCCGGUUAUCUUUCGUUGUCAUUUGCCCCCCAACCUUAAUCCUCCGAAGUCAUCCCCGAUCGUUAGCAAUGUAACGGCACGUUUUAUUAUUCACUUUUCCUGUAACGAGAGCUCCUGGAUGUGGGUCCGGGGAAGCAAUUUCGCAGUAUUCAAUCUCAGCAUUAAGGCCACUGCGGAAGCGGCGCUAUACCGCAAUUUGUACCUCACUGAGGUGAAACUCACCCGCUUUGAGCCUGUUAAGGAUGUUGCCGGGCGAAUCCAGGGCCUUUUGGCCUACGGUAGGGCAACGCAGGGCAGGCCGAAAAUAUCACAGCACCCAUGGGACGCGCGGGAUAUCAUUAGCGCACUUUCCCAAGGGGCCUACCCAAUCCCGCUGAUUGUGGUGGGGCUCGACACCGACUUCGGAGAUGGUUCAACAGUGCAUCACUUGGCGCUGACUUGCAUCACCAUUGCCUUUGCCAGUAUUUCGAUUAUUAUUCCGAUAAUUUUUUACAUUUGUUCAUGCUUCAGAUCAUUACAUACAAAGGAACUAAACCCGUUAGAUUACCCCUUCAACGAAUCUUCAACUGAGGUUUCUAAUUCUGGACAUUUUCCUGCCACACCUUUCUCCAACUUUGCUUACCUUCCAGCGGCAGGCGGCGAUUUUGAUGAACCCACCGUUCCUUAUACACCAGCUUCUGGACGGCUUGAAGAAGAUGCUUUCAGAAAACAGUCGUCAGUGAGAAUCAUCAACCCUUUAAGAACUACUAACGACAUUUCUGCAGAAGCUAAAGCAGUAGACGAGGCUCAUCCGAUCUUUUCUCACGCUGGUUGA
Messenger RNA from Phytomonas sp. Hart1, 963 nucleotides. Lineage: Eukaryota; Euglenozoa; Kinetoplastea; Trypanosomatida; Trypanosomatidae. The record is from the annotation of a GenBank genome assembly.